AUGUUCUUCAUUACGCCUCAAAAAGAACACCUUGUCUACACGAGCGAGACCGGGCCCGAGCACGGCCCAUCGAAGAAGCGAAGGCACCAACACUACCAGCCGGAGCCGCCAUCAACCCAAGAUGUGGCCAGCGGAUACUAUCCCCGACGUAUUCCGAAGGCUUGCGAUCGAUGUCGAGUGAAAAAGGUGAAAUGCAGUGGGGGCAAGUUGUGCAAACGAUGCGAGUCAGACGGCGUGGUCUGCAUCACGACCGUGAACUCGGAAGAAGAACAAGGUCCGGUAGAAGCGCGACAGUACCAUCUCGUCGAGUCUCAGCGCGACCGCCUGCUGCAGAUUAUCUCAGAAAUCCUCCACGGCAAGGAUGAAAAUGAGGUUGCGAGACUGCGUGGAUUGCUCAGCAACAUGGGGUUGUCAGUGAAGAAUCUCCCGCUCAGCUCAACAACGACCAAUGACGCCAUUCAACCCGUUGUCUUGGACAUGGCGGCGCUCGAGCAAGUCUCCGGCCCUGCGUGGCUCGGACUUUGUACCCAGCUUGAAGACAAAGAGCCGCUCGGCCAGUGGUCCGAUUUCAGCGACGUGUAUCCCGCAACGCUGCCGGGGGUCUCAACGAACGCAGAUGUACCAUUUGACUCGGAAGCACUGCCGCAGACAGACACGUUCAACUUUGAUGAAAUCGUCGAUUGGGAUUCCUUCCAUACAUUGGGCUCCGUGGCGAAUCAACCAUGGCCCGGGCCAGCACCUGACACGGGCGAUCCCCAUCAGUCCGUCCCGACAAAUCCGCAUCCGCCAUUAUGA
Molecule: messenger RNA, 795 nt
Organism: Cyphellophora europaea CBS 101466
Lineage: Eukaryota; Fungi; Ascomycota; Eurotiomycetes; Chaetothyriales; Cyphellophoraceae
Exons: 1
Coding region: 1-795 (264 amino acids)
Biological process (GO): regulation of DNA-templated transcription
Molecular function (GO): zinc ion binding; DNA-binding transcription factor activity, RNA polymerase II-specific
Source: RefSeq, a predicted model, not a curated record